UCAAACGCAAACAAGCGAUUUCUGUCGAUAGUCCUUCGGGAAUGUUCGGAAGUUGCUUAGCAAAGUUUAUUAACAAGAUGGCGCUCAUACAGCAAUCCCGCUGCGUAAAUUCGAAAGACAAUUCGUGACGCAGCGAUGGCUAAAAUACCAGUGCCCUCUGAAGUGAGACGUUUCAGCGAAGGGAAGUAUGGGAGCCGGCCUCAAUCUCGUACUGGCAACAGACCUCCCAGUAGCAGAUCUGUAGACAGUCCCUUACCUGCAUAUACAAAUGAUAAGACACAGGCAGCCCAACAUAGAGCACAUAUGAUACAAGGUCAACCUCAUGUCAAAGGUAGUUUGUUACGUCGUCAUACUUCAGAGGAUCUGGGUAUUUCACAUGAACACGACUUUUCAAUAACUAAUGGGCCAUUUGUUCCACGACCUCCUUCAAAGACUUUUUCAGAAAAAUUAGAAGGCCGACCCAAGUCAGCCAAAGGACGAUUACGCCCCAGAUCUGGAGUAAGAAAAGAGAAUGUAGCUUUAAGAGAGAACUUUCGGAUUGUUGGAGAGCAAGCAUCUUUUCCAUGGCCUCCAAAUUCACAAUCAUCAUUUUCAAAGUACAAACCACUUCCUUCGAUUGGUUCAGGACAGAAUGUGGAGUCGGACUCAAACUACUCACAACUUGUGCUGGAAAAGACAUUUGAUGAUUGCAAUGAUAAAUUGCUACAAAAGACAGCUACUCUUUCAUUGAAUUAUUCACUUCCCAAUGAACCAGAUGAUUCAGAACUGGGAAGAAUUCAUCUAGCAAUAAAAUUAUUAGACGGAUCACGUCAUGAAAGAUGGUUUAGAAACACGGAGACACUUGGCACAGUGCUGGCCUUUGCUCAGUCAUUUAGUAAAGAUAAACUUCCUCCUUGCCAGUUCUUCACCAAUGAGGUGCCAAGACAGGUUUUUAAUAACUUUGAGGUCAGUCUGACACAAGCUGGUAUAAAUUCAAGAACAGUUCUUCACCUGGAAGACAUUUAAGUGUGAAAUAGUGCAUUCUCAUUGGGAAGGGCUCAAAAGACAACUUCCAUAUAUUGCCCUAAUUUAGAAAAAGGGGUGCUUUUUUGGGAAAAUGGCAGAGGCAUGAUGGCAAAGAAUGCAUGACACAGGUCUACGCAGCACAUGAAUGAAAAGGCAAGCACAGUCUAAGUUGUUCAUGAAAAUUUAUUGUCAUGAAAUUUGCUAAGAUUUACAAAUAGAAAUUGUAAAUGAAUGUCAGUUUAGGGGAAAAAACUUUGAAUUCUCAAUUAAACUGACUUCAAAGGGUUGGAGGUGUGAAAUAUUACCACACAGGACUAAAUUAUUUCCUUCUGUCACAGAUUGAUCAUGACAGUUGAUCAGAUAUUGGGAUUGGUGCAAUGAAAGUGGCAGCAGUUAUUGUCUUUAGCUGCCAGAUAGCUUGGUAUUGUGUUGAUUUAAGAUAUUAGGGAUAAAAUAUUUUAAGAUAAUGAGUUGAUCAAUUCAGAGCUUCAACUUCCCCACCUGGGUAACUGCCUGAGCAUUUGAACUUUUGAAGAUUGGUUUGUUCAAAAUCCUGCCCUCCAGUGGCAAAAAUUGUGUUCAAAUGCCCCACUCAGUUCUUCUGUGUAAAAAUCCAGGAACUGUGACUUUCCAU
Messenger RNA from Stylophora pistillata, 1639 nucleotides. RefSeq lists its product as uncharacterized. Gene Ontology annotation, biological process: ERAD pathway. Gene Ontology annotation, cellular component: endoplasmic reticulum. Gene Ontology annotation, molecular function: ubiquitin binding. The record is from RefSeq and is a predicted model, not a curated record. Lineage: Eukaryota; Metazoa; Cnidaria; Anthozoa; Scleractinia; Pocilloporidae.